Messenger RNA from Trichosurus vulpecula (common brushtail), 1368 nucleotides. It is a transcript of the gene NPY2R, whose product is annotated as neuropeptide Y receptor Y2. NCBI's taxonomy places the organism in Eukaryota, Metazoa, Chordata, Mammalia, Diprotodontia, Phalangeridae. The transcript has 2 exons. Gene Ontology annotation, biological process: G protein-coupled receptor signaling pathway. Bases 214 to 1368 code for a protein of 384 amino acids. Gene Ontology annotation, molecular function: neuropeptide Y receptor activity. The record is from RefSeq and is a predicted model, not a curated record. Gene Ontology annotation, cellular component: membrane.
AGAGUGAGCCGGCACUCAACUCUGGCAAUUUCCUCCCGCUGGCCCUGGGCACUGGACUGGACUGGACGAACUGGACGGGACUGCGCCCUCCGGGAUAUUCAAGGGUCUCCUGGAGCUUGGCUCCUCUCCAUCUGACUGCAGGAAAGCCAAGUCCAAGGAUAACAGGGGAGAAGGACAAGCCGGCUCGUUCUAGGCCCAGGACAACUGUGCAGAAUGAGCAUGGGGCCAACGGGAACACAGACUGAAGACAAUCAGACAACAGAGGUAACAGAGGUUGAAUGGUAUGGGACAGCACAAACUACCCCAAGGGGUCAGCUAGCCGCUGACCCUAAACCAGGGCUGGCGGACAGCACCAAGUUGAUUGAAGUUCAGGUUGUGCUCAUAUUAGCCUAUUGUACCAUCAUCUUGCUGGGAGUAAUUGGCAAUUCCUUGGUGAUCCACGUGGUGGUCAAAUUCAAAAGUAUGCGUACUGUCACCAACUUCUUUAUUGCUAAUCUUGCUGUGGCAGAUCUUCUGGUGAACACACUUUGCCUCCCCUUCACCCUUACUUACACCUUGAUGGGAGAAUGGAAAAUGGGCCCUGUCCUGUGCCACCUGGUGCCCUAUGCCCAGGGUUUAGCAGUACAAGUGUCCACAAUCACGCUAACUGUGAUCGCCCUGGAUCGACACCGUUGCAUCGUUUACCAUCUGGAGAGCAAGAUUUCUAAGAAGAUCAGCUUCCUGAUCAUCGGCCUGGCCUGGGGAAUCAGCGCCUUGCUGGCUAGUCCCCUGGCUAUCUUCCGAGAGUAUUCUCUGAUUGAGAUCAUACCUGACUUUGAGAUCAUGGUCUGUACUGAGAAGUGGCCAGGUGAGGAAAAGAGCAUGUACAGUACAAUUUAUAGUCUCUCUUCCUUGCUAAUCCUGUAUGUUCUGCCACUGGGUAUCAUAUCGUUUGCCUAUAUACAGAUCUGGAGUAAGCUGAAGAAUCAUAUCAGCCCUGGGUUGGCCAACGACCACUACCAUCAGCGUCGGCAUAAAACCACCAAGAUGCUAGUGUGUGUGGUGGUGGUAUUUGCAGUUAGCUGGUUGCCUUUCCAUGCUUUCCAGCUUGCCAUUGACAUUGAUAACCAGGUCCUGGACCUGAAGGAAUACAAGCUCAUUUUCACAAUUUUUCAUAUCAUUGCCAUGUGCUCUACCUUUGCCAAUCCCUUUCUUUAUGGCUGGAUGAAUAGCAACUAUAGAAAGGCCUUCCUCUCUGCCUUUCAUUGCGAGCAGAGGGUAGAUUCCAUUCACUCAGAGGUGUCAGCGACUUUCAAAGCCAAGAAGGACCUUGAGGUAAAGAAGAACAACUGUGCCAAUGACUCUUUUACGGAGGCUACCAAUGUCUAA